Astrephomene gubernaculifera is the source of this 4313-nucleotide messenger RNA. NCBI's taxonomy places the organism in Eukaryota, Viridiplantae, Chlorophyta, Chlorophyceae, Chlamydomonadales, Astrephomenaceae. The record is from the annotation of a GenBank genome assembly.
GCUUAAUGGCCUUCUUAUAUUGAAGAAGACAUAAUCAUUGUCUGUUUUCUCAUGCACUAAGUUCGCUCCGCCUGAAGGAAAUCCAGUUGCUUAACGCUGUCAGCGAGGUUCUGUCACGCACUGCCUUAACACUCUUUGAUACGACAUAAUUGUUAUGUGUUAGUAUUUACCCCCAAUGCUUUCGCGUCUCAGGCUAUCGCUGCGGUGCUUUACGCACUCUUUGCGCUGUCACAGUGCAUCCAGCAUACCCCCAGCACAUACUACGAUAUGCAGUAGCGAGACCGAAAGCCGCGAGCCGGCAAACCGCAAGCUGGAACCGGAUGUCUUCCGGGGCAGCGGCAUUGCAGCGGGGGCGUGGAAAGAGUGGUUCCGCUCGACCGAAACAUGUCAGCUGAACAUUACGAGAGGCUUUGCUGGAGCGGCGCGGUCGGGCAUUGAGGGGCGCAACACCCCUGGCAUUCGCUUUCAAGGCAACAUAAUCCAUGACCUGCCUACGUUGUUGGCAAAGGCGGAGGCUCGGGCAAGGGCAUGGCACCCAUCGGACAUACAUGCAGCAAUCGACAUUUCCAUUAAGUUGCCAUGCCAAGGCGCUGAUGGUGUAAAACUUCUCCACCGUGUACUGGCCGUGCUCUCAGCCGCCUACCUGCCACACGUGCCCAACCUGGCCCAACCACAUCUCUGCACUAUCCCGUUGUGGGCGUGUGCCAAGGCGGAUUACUGGGAUCGCCAGCUGGUGACAGCGCUGCUCGGACGGCUGGCGUGGGAUGGUGGAAGGCUGCUGGUGCAGGCCAGCGGGAAAAACCACGCCAACCUGUGGUGGGCAAUGUCCAAGGCCCCAAACGACUUUGUAGAGGAAGCAGAUGGGCUGCUCCAUGCAAGCGCAAUCUUCGUCCGGAACAUGAGCACCCAGCAGCUCAACUCCCAGGACUGCUCCAACAUCCUCCUGGCGUGUGCUCGGCUGCAGCGCCGCCACGACCCAUUGCUGCAGCAGCUGGCCGCCUGUCUGGUGCAGCAGAGGCCUAGCGCCAAAUGUCAGGACCUGGCUAACUCCCUGUAUGCGCUGGCUGUGCUGGGGUGCACAGGAGGAGAAUACGCUACUGCUGUGCAGCAAUUAUGUUCCGAGGUGCACCAGCGCCUUCUGGGACCAUCUGCUCGGACCUUUGUGCCUCAGAACCUGUCUAAUAUCCUGUGGGCUUUGGAGCGGCUGCGGCCAGAUGGUAGGGAGGAGCUCGUACAGGCCUUGGCAGCCGAGUGCCAGCGCCGCAGCUUUGCUGGCUUCAAUGCACAGGACAUCAGCAAUGCUGCCUGGGCGCUCGCUAAGAUGGGGUGUGGUGAAGCUUCUGCACCCAGUGGGCGCCAGCAGCAGGACUGGUUCAAAGCUGCUGCCAUUGCAGCAAGUGCUCCUGGAACCAUGAGUGGUGCCAACUCCCAGGACUGGUCCAACCUGUGGUACGCACUUGCACUUGUGCGGCAUCACCCUGGUCCCAGCCUGCUGCAGGCGGUGCAGGCUGAGGUGCACUUGGAGGUCCUUCACAACAGCGCAAACUCCCAGGACUGUGCCAACCUCCUGUGGGCUCUGGCUACUCUGGGCCUGUACGAGCAGCGGCUGGUGGAUGUGCUGGUGAAGCGGCUGGGGGAGCUGCUCCAGGGGGCCAGCAAGGGGAGGGAGGGACUAAAUGAACAGGGUUUACCCAACAGCCUCUGGGCGCUAGCGGUGAUGGGCCCUGACGUGCUGUCUCGCCACAGCGGCCUGGUGGAGGGGCUGCUGAGGGAGGUAGUGCGGAGAUGGCAACAGGAAGGGAAGGAAAGCUUAACACGGGAAGGUCUGGUGCAGUUGUGGCAGACGCAACAAGAGCUCAAGCAUAUGAGCAGCGGCAGGGGCAACGGUCGACAGUUGCACCGGAUUCUUGCAGCCGCUAAUGGUGAGCGUAAAACACCACUGCUUGAUGCCAUGGAGCGCGCUGUUGAGGAGGAGCGCGUGGCGGAUGACAACGCCGUGUCACCGAUCCAGGAGCAACUAACACAGACCCUUGCACAACUCCAACGGCAGCUAGCAAGCAGCCCAGCUUUGGUAGGGCAGACAGCAAGUACGUGCAGUAAGAACGCAAGCAGCAACGUCACCGGCAGCAGCUGCACCACGACUGGUCCCACCAUCCUCUCCAUCCAGCAGAAGCAGCCGGUGGAUGGGACCAGCGGCUGUGUAGACAUCGUGCUUGAAGUGGAGGGAGGGAGGCGCAUGGCAUUGGAGAUAUAUGGGCCAUCAAACUUCCUGGCAAAUCACCGGCCUACCAAGACUGGCCCCACCCAGCUACGGGACAGGCAGCUGGAGCGGGUGUUUGGGGCGGGAAACGUGGUGAGCGUGCCGUACUGGGAGUGGGGGAAACUGCAAGGACCUAAGGCCCGGGAGCAUUACAUGGCGCGCUUGCUAGGCCUGGCACUGCCGGGACAGACGUAGAUACCUAGAUAAAGAGGGGUCAUCGUGCAUCUCAUAGCGUAUGGCCAUGUGCAGAUGCACUGCAUUAGCGUGUUUUGCUGGCAUGUUUGCACGCCGACAUGGUGAUGGUAUGGCUAUGAUGGAUGGUAUUGUUCCGCACUUGUUGAGUCACUUGUUGCCAACCAGAGGGGUGAUAGCUUGAUAGCGGCUUCUGCACCCAUCAGAACCAGGCGCCUCCCUUACCAUCUACCAUGUUGAGCUGUGUGGACGGCUUGGAGCCCCAGCCAUGUAGGAUGUUGUGUAGGGCCAGCAGCACCGGUAUCCUGGCUGGGGCCACUGUUGAGAAGCGAGAAGCAACUAGCAUGCACGGUACGUCCAGCACGGUUAGCAGGGGCUGUCAAGCACCGGGCAAGAGGGGAACGGGGCAUCUUUUUUCUUUGGAGAACUGUUACAGGUUUCCUGCAUGGUAGCACUAUAAGAGAGGAGGCCCAGCUGGUGAAAGAGGGACGCCAGUGCAGGGCCAGCAGGCAUAUGCAUCGCUCGUCUGGUCAUUGAACGUACGUCUAUAUUUUGGCGGGGGUUCGUUAUCCCGGUUGCAGACAGUUCAUGCGGUAUAGUGGCUGGUUGUCUUAGUGGUUGGGAAUGCGGUUGACAGACGGCCUCCUCAUCAGUGCGAUUGGGCGCCUCCUCCUGUUGUACGGCAGCAGAUCUGGAUCGCGCACUGAGGCUUAGCUCUGGUUGAACUCCUGCUACCUCCUAUUCUCCCAUCGCCACCUGCCCUGCUUGCCCUUAUCUAGGGUGUCAUCCUCCCUCCUAUCCGCUACCUUGUCAGUUCCUUAGAGGUACCUUCCCAAGAUGCAUCGCCCGUGCAUGCCCGCCCUCGCUAUGCAUGCAAUCCCAACACCGCAUGGCAGGUUGCAUGCGUGCAGGCCCCCAUUGCACAGUGGAUGUCGCAUGGCGCUACUUCUACGAGACUACGACCCUCUCUCGGCCAAAACGGCAUUACAGCCACGCUUUGUUAUGUAGGGGCCGGAGACCAACCUGGUGGGCCUACAAAACCUUGAUGCCGACGCCUAACCGACCGGGUUACCAUGCAACAGCCACGCACGCAACCUGUAUCCGUUAUCUGAUUAUUAGGGAGCCCAGUCCACUGAGUCCAAGGAGCUUGCACAACAACCCAGACCAUGGCCCCUAAACACCGGCAAAGGAUUUAACCACCGGCAAACCUUAAGGAAUACACAUAUGAUCAGGAGUGUUUGGACGCUCAUGCAGGAGGCGGUUCGGAGCCGCAAGGGUUUCAAAUGUUCACAUAUGCUAGGGAUGGGGAGGAGGGGGGAUGAAUGGAUGGAGUGGGGUUCCGAGAGUCAGGGAAUGGGAAUGGGAGGAAUGAGUUGGAAAAAGACCUGUCGUGCACCGUUACCGGCACGUGCAUUUUACCGGCAGAUGGAGGAUGUGGUUUUGAGUGUGUAUGCGGUUGGAGUUGUGUUUUCAUGCUCUGGGUGUGGUUCGUUCGCGGUCUGGUUGGUACGGCGUAUCUGACAUCUGUGCCGUACAGCCGUCAGUCCUCUUAAGUCGCGGCGAGACUCGGGGCUGCGCUCUGCUCGCAACAUAUGCAAGGAUGUAGGACGGUGGUUAUUGCCCUUGCAUGCGCGCCUUUGCGUUGCCAUUGUUGCUGAUUGGGUGUUCGAUGGUCUUACCAGGAUGGUCUAGCCUUCUCUGGCCUGUGACUGACUGAUGGAUUAGACAGCGGCCACCAGUUGGCGAUGUAAUGCUGAUCACGCAGUCCUAGGUCCGACGCUGACGCCCCAGAAUGCUACCUAGUUGGUCCUAGCCGCAGCGGAGUUUUUACAUGCACGGUCGCUCACAUUCUAGUUCCUGG